GCAACUGGGAACGAAGGUGUAGUGUUAACUGGACUCACCGCAGGUGACCCUGCAGCUGGCGGCGUGACGGAUAGUACUAGUUUCCCAACGGUGGAUACUAGUACGACAAGUACGAACUCCAAGAAAUUUCGGACCAUCAAUUUUGAGCAGAUCAUCUACCUGUACACAAAGUUUAGCUACUUUGUCAUCCUGUAUUCGACGAAUGUCGGAGUACUACAGCAAGAGCUGACUGCAAAAGGUGUCAAGGACCCUCAGGCGUUUGAGGAUGCGGAGGAGCAGCACGAACUACUUAGUGCCAUCACGAAACAACUAAGAAACAACUUCGCAGACAUCGAGACGGCGUACGAAGAGAGCAAACGAUUCAAAAAAGGACACUCACAGCUGCAGUUAAGCAAAAAUGGCUAGAUGUCAUGUGAUUCAUCUUCUCUCCUGCAGGAGAGUGUUUGUUUCUCUGUGAUUCCGUGAUGAUGGAGGAUAGUCAUCAUCCCUGGAUAAUGCAUGAAUCUCGCGCACGUGAAAAGUGUCGUGAGCUCUCUAAAAGCGCAAGGAGCUAAUAACAACGCCAGCACAUCAGCAGGAGCAGAGCAGCAUGGUCAACACGCCUCUCCGUUUCUGUACGGCGAACUGCCGAGUGUGAUGGAAGUGGUGUUUCUGGGCGUGAUAACUCGGUACAAGGAGUACUUGAGGCACAUCUUUUCGCACAGGAAGACCUGGCGAGAAGUCUGGGACGAUGGCGAAUUUCCGCUGUUGUCAAGAGCAUGUGAGUUAAGGGUAACGUCAACCCAUCUUUUGGAACAUCUUAGCUUUGGACUGUCUCUACCACGGGAAAGCAUCCAGAAGAUGUUCUAAGAAAUGGGUUUUUGGUACCUCUAAGUGAAGUUUUUGACGCAAUGGACGCAGCGCAGCCGCAUGGCGUGGUUCCGUGUGGCUUGGGGAGCUACACCGCUUCAUUUUUCCACGACAUGGGUGCUGCCUUGGGCCUGCCACCGACGGUGAAGAGAGCAGACGUAGCAGAUGCGGAAGUCAUGUGGGUUCGAU
This is a messenger RNA of Amoebophrya sp. A25, 1038 nucleotides long. NCBI's taxonomy places the organism in Eukaryota, Dinophyceae, Syndiniales, Amoebophryaceae. The record is from the annotation of a GenBank genome assembly.